Molecule: messenger RNA, 771 nt
Organism: Aspergillus oryzae RIB40
Lineage: Eukaryota; Fungi; Ascomycota; Eurotiomycetes; Eurotiales; Aspergillaceae
Exons: 3
Coding region: 1-771 (256 amino acids)
Source: RefSeq, a predicted model, not a curated record
AUGUUACUUACCUGUUCUAGCGAGAGCCCGAACGUCCUGGCGAGCAUCUCUGAGCCAGAAGAAAAUGCACCUGCGAAGCGAAGAAAGCUGGACAGUCAUAGAAACACAGAAGUUCGUAAUGAAUGUAACCCGGCUGCUACCCCGGACAAUUCAACCCACCAUGCACAGCAGGCCAAACUUGUAAUACAGAUUGAGGUUGAUGGUAGGCGACUGGGUAGGAGACAUCUGAGCAAUGAGCGGCGAAGAAUCUUCGAGUCGGCUGUCAAGUUAGUUGACAGAAUGUCACGGGGAGAGCACUUGGCUUUGCACGAAUCCAUCGCCCCAGGGGAAUCUGCACGCGAACUGCUCGAUAUUGAGAUUCCUCAAACUCCUCCAGCGGAAAUUCUGUAUAUGCUCCUUCCAGUUAUGGGCGAUGGACUCCAUCAUAUCAGAUGGCCCGACCAUAUAUCCGACAAGGCUUUUGAAAGAAUGAUGAGCAGUCUUCUCGAUGGUGACUGCAGGGGACGGCUUUUCUAUCAAUAUAGUAUUUGCGUCUAUGUGAAAGCAAUGUUUCACCUAUAUCAAUUGGCGAGGCGAUCGACAAACCCAUCGGUAAAGAAGCAGCUUCAGAAGUCAAAACGAACAUAUGAGGCUGCUGCGCUUCAAGCACUCAAGCAUAUCAAUCUGAUGUCAACGCCCAGCUUGUCGCUAAUUCAGGCUCUCCUAUCAGCUUCAAUGCUGGCUACUAAACUCAUAUGCUGCUCGCCAGGUCGUCUCUUUGAAUUAUCAUAA